UUUUGUUACAAAGAGAAGCUUCAGUUGGUGGUGAUGAGGCGGGAGAGUUGAGACAGCGGCAGGUGCAGAGGCAGGGACCGGUGCAAGGAGCCGCGGGGGGAAGGGGGAGGAGGAGACCGGCGCAAGAGGCAGCGGCCGGUGCAGCGUGUGGCGCCCGGCCCUGGGACUGGCAGCGGGAUCCCUCGGCACUGCCAUGCUCCGGGCGGACCGCAGCGCCCGGCUCACACGCUGAUUUGCGCCCGACGACGACAACAAGGAGGCGGCGGCGAUGAGGGACAAGGACUUCAAACCCGGCGGGGAUAAAGGCAAGCCGGCCACCUUCACCGGGGACAAGGCGAAGAUGGCGGCGAAGAGCGACAAGAAGUGGGUGAGGCUGGCCACCGUGCUGGCCUACGUGCUCUCCGUCUCGCUGGCCGCCAUCAUCCUGGCCGUCUACUACAGCCUCAUCUGGAAGCCCGUCAAGCUGCCGGCCAAGGCCGAGGACAGCUCCACGGUCGGCGGCCGCCGGGCGCAGGAGCCGCCGCUGCUGCUCUCCACCGAGCCCGGCCGCCCGACCCAGGGCUGGGACUGGGGCAGCCGGAGCCCCCCCUCGGCCCGGGCAGAGCCGGAGCCAGGAGGCGGCCGGGCUGGGACACCGACGCCGACGCCGCCGCCGAUCAGCCCGCAGACCCCCGAGCGACCCCCGGACAUGGGUCCGAAACUGAACGCCACGGUGCCGGCGAGCCAGUGAAGCCGGAGCUGCCCCCCCACCCCCCACCCACCGGGACACAUCCACGCCCUCCGGCCCCGGGUCUGGGGAAGACCCUCUGCCGCACCUCGGCAACUUCCAGCCACCUCCUGCUCUUAACACGCCGCUCGGUCGCCGCACUUCUCACCUCGACACCGCGCCGUUUUAUAGAACUUUAUAUAACAACGUGCAAGGACUCUGCGCCGUGAUAGAAGGCACAACCGCCCUUUUAAUAUUUCUAGGACCAGUUAAUGUUAAAAUAUGAGCUGAGCAUCGUUCUGUUUUCACGAUGAUUUGUCUAGCACAGGUUGUAAUAUUCAUAUUAUUACUACGUACCUCAUGUAGUGUAUUUUAAGGAUAACUUUACAUGCGGAAUGCACAGGAUGUGAUCAACCUCAGGUACAUCUAGAGCUGUAAAAUGUAUCUACCGUUGUACAAUGGUGCAACGUAUUCCGAGAGCUUUAGUAAUCGUUCGUAUAUUUUUAAGGAACAAUAAACA
Pristis pectinata (smalltooth sawfish) is the source of this 1226-nucleotide messenger RNA. Its product is annotated as putative transmembrane protein INAFM2. Lineage: Eukaryota; Metazoa; Chordata; Chondrichthyes; Rhinopristiformes; Pristidae. Bases 269 to 730 code for a protein of 153 amino acids. The record is from RefSeq and is a predicted model, not a curated record. The transcript has a single exon.